Molecule: messenger RNA, 1215 nt
Organism: Arachis ipaensis
Lineage: Eukaryota; Viridiplantae; Streptophyta; Magnoliopsida; Fabales; Fabaceae
Source: RefSeq, a predicted model, not a curated record
AUGGUAGCCGGUUCUAGUUCCAGACUUGCUAGCGCAUCUUCAUCCGUCCCUGUGUAUGAACCUCUGGUCGAGCCUGUCGCCUCCCCUUCGUUCGCUACUGAUCUCAACUAUAGUGGAGGGGGCGAGGUUGGAAUAGGGGAUAGUGUGCCGACCUCUUUACAGUGUGCUGCACCGGCUGGUCUGGGAGAUGCAUUGUUGGAUGAUUCAGACGAUGAUGAUGUGGAGCCGGAUAUCAUUGCUGAUGACAGUGGCGAUGAUAUUGGAGCGAGUGAGCCAGCUGGGGCAGGAAGUGGUUCUAGCUCUGGCACACAACAGUACCCUCCGCACUUUUCAUCUUUGGACUUGGAUGCCAUGAGGCAGAAGGGGGUUCCUGGGGAGCCUGCUGGAUUUGGUGCUAGAGAUGCCGAAGGGUCUGCAGGUCUGACAGAGUUUCAGGAUAAAGACGAGGCUGUGUUAAGUGUGAAGACGUACAGCAUCCGACGCGGGGUACAGUACAAGGUGGUGGAGUCUGACUAUCGCCAGGAUGAUGCAUCCGUGACCAUCAAGGUGCUCCUGAAUGCAACGGCAGCACACUUUGGGUUCACAUUCAUCAUGCCAAUGGUUAGGGUUGAUGCAUUCGUCAGCAUCAAGGUGCUCCUGAAUACGACGGCAGCACAUUUUGGGUUCAGGCUGACGUACAGGAGGGUUUGGCUGGCGAAGCAGAAGGCCGUUGCCCACAUCUAUGGUGAUUGGGAUGAGUCGUACAACAAGCUCCCUAGGUGGGUGUUAGGAGUUCAGCUGACGAUGCCUGGUACUGUUGCAGUCCUUAGGACGAGCCCUGUUCGAGUUGGGGGUCAGGUGGACGAGUCGCAAGCUUAUUUUCACCGACUGUUCUGGACGUUUCCACCAUGUAUUGAGGCAUUCCGUCAUUGCAAGUCCUUGGUCAGUAUUGACGGAAUCCAUCUGUAUGCACGUGACCCCGCAACCGGUCUGCUGGUUAUAUCAGACAGGCAUAACGGCAUCAAGGCUACCCUUGAGGCUCCGGACGGAGGAUGGCUACCUCCAGCUGCCUACCGUGCAUUCUGCAUUCGACAUGUCGCAGCAAAUUUUGCCCUGACCUUCAAGGGCAAGGACGCAAAGAGGCUUCUUGUGAAUGCAGCCUAUGCUAAGACUGAGGUGGAGUUCAAUUACUGGUUUGAUAUUCUGCGAUCUGAAGACCCUGCCAUGUGUGAGUAG